Messenger RNA from Dalotia coriaria, 1114 nucleotides. Its product is annotated as galectin-3-like. NCBI's taxonomy places the organism in Eukaryota, Metazoa, Arthropoda, Insecta, Coleoptera, Staphylinidae. The transcript has 3 exons. Bases 26 to 466 code for a protein of 146 amino acids. The record is from RefSeq and is a predicted model, not a curated record.
UUGUGGCGUUAAACAAUCAGCUACAAUGUCCUACCUAACACUGCUUGUGUUUGCUGUGCUUGCUUCUUUAGUAUACUCUCAACGCAUGGACCAAAGAAUGGAUGAUUGUGAAAUCAUCCGAGUCGACAAGGGAGAUCGAUUCGGGACAAGAGGAACUUGUUGCGUAACAUGGGAUGACCAAAUUGCCGGCGGAAGAAAAGGAUUACUUUCUGGAUUAUUCGGUGGAAUGGGCUUUGGUGCUGGAGUAAGCGGAUAUCUAAAUGACAGCAAAGGUCGCAACAUUAAAGGUGGAAUUGGAGGAACAGUUGGUUUUGGAUUGGGCGGUGGUGGAGAUGAUGAUCCUCCAGCACCAUCGGUAGUACCUGUACCAGUAGCAGUACCAGGUCCAGCAGCACCUCCAGCGUACCCACCUCCGGCAUAUCCUCCAGCGUAUCCUGCCCCAUAUCCUCAUCCAGGAUAUUAUUAAUCCACAGAUAAUAAAAUAUAGUCCCACAUUAACUAUUAUUAUUAUUAUUUUAUUUUGUUCAGAUCAUUGACUAUAAAUAAUAUCAUUUUACGUUUUGAAUAUUCAAAUACCCGGCACCGCUUCGGUAUAUUAAUUUAAAUAAAAGUAAAACAAUAAGCUAUAAAUUAAAAUUGCGUUGCUUUGAAUUUAAGAAGUAAUAUAAAAGAGCAAACUUUGAGAAAUUUGUAGUACAAUUCCAACUAACUUUUCGAAAAUGUUUUCCGCGAAGCUUUUUGUUUUAUUGGUAGUGGUUGCAGUGUGUUAUGCAGGAAACUCACAUCAUUGCCAACAAAUAACAGUUUCGAAAGGAGAUGCAUUUGGUACCCUGGGUACCUGUUGUGUACACUGGGACAAUUCUGACAGAAGAGUUUUUGGAUUCAAAGGAGAAGUUAGCGGUUAUGUUGGAGCCCAGAAAAAACCAUGGAUUCAUGGUCACGCCAAAACCGAAGUUGGCGUCAGUUUGGGUUGAUGCUCCAAAGCAACCUCUACGUCAUAACAGCCUAUACUCGAACUUGUUUAAAAGAAACCAAAUUGCAAACACUAUUAAUUGUAAACAAAAAAGUAGUAAAUAACAACAUUCACAAUAAAUUGUAUUGAGCUGUCGUGCAA